This is a messenger RNA of Theobroma cacao (cacao), 985 nucleotides long. RefSeq lists its product as uncharacterized. NCBI's taxonomy places the organism in Eukaryota, Viridiplantae, Streptophyta, Magnoliopsida, Malvales, Malvaceae. Gene Ontology annotation, molecular function: metal ion binding. The record is from RefSeq and is a predicted model, not a curated record.
ACUAGAUUUCAUCGAUCAUCCACUGCCAUGGCAGAGGCUACAACAAUGGUGUUGAAAGUAGACCUCCAGUGCUACCGCUGCUAUAAGAAGGUCAAGAAAGUGCUCUGUAAAUUUCCAGAAAUAAGAGAUCAGAAAUACGAUGAGAAGGCAAACACUGUGACGAUCAGUGUGGUAUCUAGAAAUCCUGAGUCUAUCAGGAGCAAGAUAUGCGACAAGGCCGGUUGUUGCAUUAAAAGCAUUGAGAUUAAACCUAAAGAUAAACCUGGUACUGAUAAGGUUACAAAAACUACAGAGAAAGAUAAAUCUGGCAAGGAUAAAACUAAAGAGCCUGAGAAGAAAGAAUACCAAACGAUUAAUAUAGUAGGGAUAUUUUGUAAGGAAUGCCAUAUGUGGCAUCGAGAAGGGCCGUGCGAGAAGAGUAAGGGUGUUCCAUUCAGACUCGCAUGCAAUGAGAAUUGUGGGAAAAGAGUUUGGUGUGGUGGGUGUGGCGGUAGUGGGUGCAAAAGCUGCUCAGGUCAUGGGUGGAUCAGCUGGUAUUGUAGCAAUUGUAGCAGCAAGCCUUGUAAAGGGUGUGGCAGCUCUUCCUGUACCGGAUGCAACGGCUUGUCUUGGUCUUGUAGUGGGCACGGCAACUGGCACUGUAAAGGUUGCGGCAGCUCUUCUUGCAACGGCCGAUCUUGCGGUGGGUGCAACAACUGGGCGUGUAAAGGGUGCGGCAGCUCAUCCUGUGGCGGGUGCAACGGCUGGUCUUGUAGUGGAUACAGUAGCUGGUCUUGUAAAGGGUGCGGCAGCUCUUCUUGCAGCGGCUGCAACGGCGGGUCAUGCAAGCGGUGCGGUAACUUUUCCUGCAGUGGUUGUAGUGGAUGUUCUUGCGGUAGGUGCACAAGCUGUUCUCUAAGCCGUUGUCACUACGAAGAAAGAUCAAGUUGUAUAAUAAUGUAAGAUGCUACUGCCUGCAACAAGACGAAGAAGAAGAAGAAGAUUG